Molecule: messenger RNA, 7524 nt
Organism: Linepithema humile (Argentine ant)
Lineage: Eukaryota; Metazoa; Arthropoda; Insecta; Hymenoptera; Formicidae
Product: ankyrin repeat and BTB/POZ domain-containing protein 2
Molecular function (GO): protein heterodimerization activity
Source: RefSeq, a predicted model, not a curated record
AGUGAUACGGAUAUCUCUUCUUUUCCCCGACUACUACAGGUGCGGGGAAGCGCACUAGCGUUUCACCAGCGUGCACCGAUGCAUCAGGAAGCCGUAUAGACACGUUCGUGGUCUCAGUCGCGUGUUUACAUUGAGUGCGGCACGAUGAGACGGCUGCGUUAAUGCAGCGGAAAAGAGUAACGUCGUAAUUAUAGUUCAUUUUACCGCGAUAUCGUUUCUUCCUCUUUUUUUCGCCAACGUUUAUAUCGAUUGCGAUCCAUUUACGCGUGAUUAUUUUUGUCGUGUACUGCGCGCCGCAAUGUGUUAUCAGGAUUAAUAAAAGUUUUGUGUGCAAACAAUUGGGAUGAAGCGCGACGUGAUUAUUGUAAUUAUUAAUAAAGUGCAACCUAAUGAUUCAUUCGAACGAUGAAGCUUUCUCGCCGCGUCAACAAGACUGUCGCGCGAUGAAUCAACGAGGAAAUUUUGCGGCGUGUCGUUGCGUGAAAUUGGAGCGAUGAACGUUAUCGCGGUAGGACGUGAAACCGAUAUCUUACGAAGCGCGCGCGAGGAAAAGUUGCGACGUAUUCCGACGAGUUGUUGGUGAAUUCCGGUCAAAGUGGAUGAAAAUAAUCGCGUGAUAUAAACGAAGGAUUCUAAUAGAACGUCUAAAUCUGUGCCACGUUUGACACUACGGAGUAAGGUUGAAGGCGGAAUGAAAGAACGAGUUGAGUUGGCAUUUUAGAAAUGUUAUCAAUGAAUGCAAAGAUUUGCCAUUUCAGUGUACGUAAUAAUACAUUGUGAGCCAAACGCGGUUGCACGUGAAACGUGUGCAAUUAAAUAAAUAGUUGGAGAAUAUUCGUUUCGUUUUAUUCGCACUUUGAAAUUCCUCACGCAUCUACGCUAGACAGAUAAGUGCGAAAAGUUGGUCGAUGCUAUACUGGACACGGCGCGCGUCUCACAAUGACCGGUCGCGAAUGACAUGCCGUCCCCGAGGCGAGCCCAAUGCACCGAGGAUUGCAGGUGCGUACUGUGCCGCGAGUUGAAAGGUUGCAAGAUGAGCACGAGCGGCGUGGAGAUUCAGCAGAAGCAAACCGGCAACGAAGGCGCGAACUUCAUCCUGCGGCGGGCCGUGCCUUUCCUGCCAAAGCCGUUGAAGGCGCGAAGCGAGCUGCAGGAAGUCGCCGUGAGACACGACGAUUACGAGAGAAGCUCGACCCUAGAGGACAAAAGCCGUCGCGGCGGUCAGGCCGCGAGCAAGGAUGAUUCAAAGCCGAAAAGCACCUCAUCGAGCAGCGACGCGGGAAAAACGGGAAGGGACGUCGGUCACAGGACGGUUAUCUACUUCGGCGACUCGAAUCCGCGACCGAAGGAAGACCGAGCGAGACAGCAGCAGCUGCCGUCGUCGUCGCCGCCUCCGUUGCCGCCGGAAGCUUGUGCGCGGACCAAGUCGAAAUGCAACGAGGAUCUCGAAACGUCGUCGCGGCCGCGGGGCGACGAAGCGGAGGUUCGCGGUCGAGGUUCGAACGAAUGCUCGACGGAGCAGCGGAGGGACGACGAAAACGACGGUGGAGUUGCAAUGGCGAACGGUGAAGCCAAGGUCGCGCACGAGAUCGUGGUGAACGUCAGCCCGAGCAGGGAAGACGUGCUGAGGAUCGAGGAGGACGAGAGCCAGCUGGAGGACUAUUGGUCCUUGCCGGGGGACACGAGCGGGUUCAAGGCGGAUUGGAGCUUCGUGCAGCAGUGGCGGCUGAGGGGGCCGAGCGGUGGCAAUAGCCGUGAGAUAUAUUGUCCUCCUUACUCGAAGGACUUCACCGAGAAUUCGCCGAAAAACGGGGUCCACGAUAUGGUGCAUAUGAUACCGGAAAGAGACACGGACAGCGUGGCACCCACGCCGACCCCGCAGCAUCCGCGUCACUCCCAACACCAUCAUCUCAGUUUACACGAGCUCCGUGCGCUUCAGAGGCGGCCGGAAUGUACCGGUAACAGCUCCUCCGAUGAGAAUCGGUCGUCCGGACACGCGAGCAUGUCGGACACCGGCGGCCACACGAGCAGCAGCUCACCGCCGCAUCGUCACCACAGAGCCCACAGUCCUCAGCAGCUGAACGCCGUGCCAGAGGACGACCGACUCUCGGCUUCGGUUACCCAGAGAAACGGCAGAAGCCGAUCCGGCCAGAGCCGCAACCGGCACAGAGCUACUCCCGCUAAGUUGCAGGUACCAUGGUCGGGUUCCGGUUUAGAGGACAUAAAGCUGGCGAUUCAACAGCUGACGAUGCGCUCGCACAAGUCUUCGUCGACGUAUUCCUCGCUGAGCGGCUCGGAGAGCUCGGAGCCGGCGGUGAGGCGGCUGAUGCGGCACUCCAGCCUGGAGACGAUCAACACCAACGUCACCAGCGCCGACGAGUUUGUCUGGGUGGAUUCUCACAAUCGUCUGGUGGAACUGCAGCAGCUGCCGUGGACCCACCACGACGUACUGCGCGUCCUUCAGAACGGCCGCACGAGGGAGUACAUGGAGCAGGUCUCGAUGGAGACGAUUCCGCGGCUCUCUUACCUGCUGCAACGCGCGCUAGUCAGAAUCGGCCGCGAGACUCAGAGAUUAGCGAAACCCAUAGGUCUCUGCAGCAAGCACGAGGUGUACAGCGCCUUCAAGAUCGUGCUCUGCCCUGCUCUGGCGGAUUCCUGCACCAAGGCUUGCCUUCGAGCUGCCGCGAUGUUCGCUGUAUCUGGCGAUCAGCUGAAACAAUCGAAGGCGUCUCGUUCAGGGCUACAAUUGCCGGUCGGACGUUUCUUGCGCUGGAUGUCCGACGUGAGGCUCGGGCGUAUGAUACACGAGUACGCCGCUAUAUAUUUGACGGCUGGAAUCGAGAAUCUUCUCGAGGAAAUACUGCUGCAGUGUAUGCCGACUGAACCGCAUACAACCCUCACAGCGACGAUGUUGGAGCACGCUAUAGCCAACAGCGGCGACUUAUGGGGUCUGUUGCAGCCGUACGCGCAUCUCAAUGCCGGUCGAACGGCAUCAGGCGCUCUCGCGAUGCCUCGUUGGGCGAGUGUAAGUUCCUUAAACUCAUCGUCGUCGUCGCGUAGCGGACGAGACGCGGCCCAGUCAGCUCUGGAACCGUCGUUGCUUACGACAUGCGUGGGAUCAAUGUCCGAAUUAAUAGAUUUGAUUUCCAAGGUAGCGCAGGCGGGACGUUGCCCCAUACCGCUUACAACGAGAGCGUUGCAUGCUCUGUUUUACUACAUGAGAUGUUCACAGCUGGAGCACGGUGAACGCGGAUCAGGAAUACAGGAGUUGGCAUACGAGCGAGCUUACGUGGUGCUGCCACCCUUAGUAGAAUGGCUACGGGUAGCUGCAGCACACGCGGAGCACAGACAUGGUCUCGUCAUUGAUCAAGACGACAUCAAUCAAGCUGCCCGAUUACUGUUGCCUGGCGUGGACUGCCCCGUUCGACCGAUAAGCUCCGAGGAGAUCGCAGUAUGCUCAAAGCGCAUCGACGAUACCGAAUACGUUCGGUUGUUAACGCUAGACAUGGCCUUCAAGAUGUUGAUCAGCGGACGAACCGAUCUCAUAGUUCAAGCAAUGCCGUUGCUGCCUUCGGCGAAGAUUAACACGGUAAACGACGCUGGAUUCACCGCUUUGAUGCUGGCGUGCAUCAACGGCGACGAGUCGGCCGUAACAACUCUGCUGGAUGCCGGGGCGGACUUGAAUAUCGAGAGUCCGCCGCCCGUGACGAAUUCAUCGUCGAAUACACCUUCCAAGAUCCCGCAAACAUCCGGCGUGUCAAAUGUUAGGAGUCCAAUUAAUCAUUCGGCGAUAAUAACGCCGAGUAAAACGAUACCGAAUGUGAACGUAGCAUCCGGUAGUCCGAACAAUCCCGGCGCUGUCAACCCCGGCGGAAGCAUAUGCUACGCGCAAGUAGCCUUCAACGCAGAGACGCAACAUUGGACCGCUUUGACCUACACAGCUCUAUUGGGUCACUGCAACAUCGCCAGAAUAUUGCUGGAGAGAGGUGCCGCGGUGGAAGGCGGUGCGAAACUCAGCGAGGACAAAUGCACCGUCACGCCUCUGCAAGCAGCCACGGCGUCGGGGAAUAACGAGAUGGUGGCUUUACUCUUGGCGCAUGGGGCGCAGCCCUUCCUAUCCACUCUGAUCAAGGACUCGUUCUCCUACUCUGGUUCCGCACAACGUGGUUGUUACAGCGCGAUCUCGGUGGCGACGGCGCAUGGCCAGAGAAGCUGUCUUCAUCAGCUGCUAUCGCAUCCACUCAACUUCUCGGCGAAGCGAGGAGAGAAAGAGAUAUUAUCUUUGGAAGAGAUAUUGGCAGAAGGUAACGCCGGCAGUAAUCCUCAACAGCAGACUGCCGAAGGAAGAGGAGCUCGCAGAGAAGGCAAAGAACCGGUAUUUAAUAAGAUACAAACAAAGGCGCUGCAAGAGGCAAUGUAUCAUAGCGCGGAAAGCAAUCAUUUAGAUAUUACUAUGGAACUUCGUGGACUAAAAGUAGGCUGGACGCUGCACUGCUGGAUGCACAGUCUCGCGACAGCCCAUGAGAUGCGAUUGGACUCGAUUAUAGAUCAAUUGCUUCAGGAUUUUCUUCAAGUCUGCCCGGACGAUUAUUCCACGCAAUUCGUGCAGGAGUGUCUACCGCUUUUGUUCAAUAUAUUUAGAUAUAGUAAGGACAUACUAUCAUUUUCACAGAAGGAAGGCACAACGCUUUUGCUCGCUGAUAUAUUCUGCACAUGUUUCGGUUGGGAACCGAUCAAGCCGAUUAGAGAUACUACACUGUCGAGCGGAUCGAGGAUCGACCCGAAAUUUGUGAACAAUCCAGAACUGAGCGAUGUACAAUUUAGAGUCGAAGGUCGCGUUUUCUACGGUCACAAGAUCGUGUUAGUCACGUCUUCCCCAAGGUUUAGGAAUAUGUUAAGUUCCAAAUUAUGCGAAGGUAAUCCUCCAAUUGUGCAGAUUAACGACAUAAGGUAUCACAUAUUUCAGAUGGUUAUGGAAUUUCUUUACCACGGCGGUUGCGCCACUUUAGAAGUUAAUCAAAGCGAUGUCCUGGAAUUAAUGGCAGCAGCCAAUUUCUUUCAACUCGAUGGCUUGCUCAGAUAUUGCGAGGCGCAGUGUUCUACAAUGGUGGAUCUUGACAAUAUCGUUUCUAUGUAUAUUCACGCUAAGGUAUAUAAUGCGGCGCAGCUCUUGGAGUACUGUCAAGGAUUUCUGCUGCAAAAUAUGGUAGCACUCCUGACAUACGAUGAUUCAGUUAAGCGUUUGUUAUUUGCGAAAAAGUUACCGAAUCACGACGUCCUCGCGGGCUUGUUACUCACAUUGCAAUCGCGGAUAAAAGCCAGACGAUCUCAGCAACAAAACAAGAUAAAAGCUUAGAUGUAUGUAUUGUGCAAUUUUACAAUCGGACAUAGACACAAAAUAACUUUGCGACUUGAUAAUGUGAACUUCAAGUUCCUAGAGGUACGUAAAAAAGAAACUUUAAACGAUUUCUAUUUUAAAGGAUAUUGAGGUGUAUAAUUUUAAGAAACUAUGACUAUAUUAUUGAGACAAAAUCUCGAAUAUUAUAUUUAAAAAAAAAUGGGUCGAAUUUUAUUGCAACGCGACGAUUUGGGAUAACGGUUUUUUAAAUUGCUAAAAAAACAAAUUUACAUUUGUACAUUGUAUAUUAAAAUGCAAACAUUAUAGAGCACAUAUAUGUGCUAUCUUUAUAGGAAUAGCGCUAGAUUUAGGAGAGCCUUUUAUAUAUAAAGUAUUCCUGUAAAUAGAAGUAUGCUGUUGGUCUAUAAAACUUAAACAUUUUUAUACAAAUAUAUCAAUUUCUCACGUUUGUCAUAGAAUGGAACAAGUUUUGUCUUCCAUUAUUAAAUAAACUUUAAUCUUAAACUGAAAACAGGAGGCCUAAUAAUAUGUAUAUAUUUUAUUACAGAAAAGUAAGUUUUUUAUAUUCAUAGUAUAAAUAUUGUCUUUUUCGGUAGUAUUUUUUAAUAGCGAUUUUAAAAUUCGAUGAAAGUGAGUAUCCCAGAUUUUGUACACUUUUUCAGUUUACAAGUUACAUCUCCUCUUUUAUGCUACAAUAUCGAGGGUUGCACACUUUUUUAUGUAAUAUUCCUUGAGCGUUUGCUCAAAUAAAAAUACUUUACAAAUAAAUAACGAAUAUUGAUUUGCUUAUUAUUAAUAAAAUUAACAUGAAAAGUGUUGGCGCGCCAAAAAUCGUGCUAGAAAAAUAUAAGUAAGAUAAUUAACACAUAUUUUUUGAAGCAUUUGUUUUAUUAAUCCUGUUUUUUUCGCAAACAAUAGAUGUAUAAGAUUGAUUGAUUAUCAUGCCAUACAAAAGUUAUCCAAGAACAUAGUUAAAUAUGAAAUAACGGAAGAAUGAAUAGUUGACAGAAAACUAUGAACUUUUAUUAUCUAAAUCAAAAGGGGGGAAGGAGGGGGAAACACAUAAAUUUGACUGUACCUUUAUAUUUUUCAAUGCAAUUCGAUGUCAUAAUCAUAUAUACAGGGUAUAAAAAAAUGUAUUUGUAUAGAACAAAACAUAAUUUAAUGCCUAAUAUUAAUUUAGCACAUACAAAUCAACAACGACAUAAUAAAGCUAUUAUACUUGACAUUAAGCGCAAGUAUCAAUAUCAUAGCACUAUUUAUUUAAAUGAUGUUAAUGAUUAGUUGUAUAUACAAUAUUCAGAUUAUAAUCUUGAUAAUUAUAUGUUGGAUUUUUAGGAUCCGGAAUGCCUAAUAAUCAUAUCAGAAUCGAGUAAUCAUAGGAAAGUGGUUGUCUCAAUCUAAAUUCUUUCCUUCGCAUCUCAACAUAUAAUAUAUAGGCGAUAUCUUUUUAAUAAUACGAUUGUAAAAAACAUUGAUUCAGCGACUAAUUAGGCGCAAUAAUAUGCAAAUCUUGAAGAAUACUCAAGAUUAAUACUUUGUAUGAUACAACAUUUUACAUGAAUUAUUUUCUCCACAUCUCAAUGUUCAAUACGAUGAUGUGUUAAAAUGUCUCUGUUGUUUAAAAAAAUCAAUUCUUACUUAUGCAAUCUGUAAUACAAACAGUCAUUACUUGCAAGAAUUUGGUCACAGCACUUGAACUGCUAAGACAUUUCUCAAUAAAAUUGGGACAAUAUUCGUUCAAUGGAACAUAUAGUACUAAAAAUAUGUACUUAACGCAAAAAAAUAUACGAAUGAAAUGAAAUUGCUAUUCAGAAAAUACACAAUUUAAAUUUAUAGUAAUGAUCCAUUCUUUUUAUCCAUUUUAUGAGAUUUCCACAUCAAUUUGUCAUUAAUUAUAUGCCAUUUCUCAACACUUUUAUGUAUUUGAUUUAAUGAUAUUCUGUGCGUAGAAAAUUAUUAAUAAAUUAUAAUUAGUACUCUAAAUUACGUGCAAAUACUUUGCUAAAAUUAUUUUCGUAUGUAGGUACAGCGAAUAGGUUACAUUUUAUUUGCGCACUUAUAUGCGCGAAAUAUACGUAUUCUCUGCCUAUUUGUAAAUCUGUUUACAACUUUUUUGUAGAAUGCAACUCUUUUAUUCAACUAAAUAAAUUUAGUUAAAUACA